GCCUUCAAUAUUAAACCCGAACCGGGUCCAAAAGCGACCGGAAUCGAGGCCAUAGGACACCCGGAAGUCAACAAACCCCCAAAUUGCAAUGAGGUCAGACUGAUUGCAUUCAUCCAGUGGGAAAACGGAAACAGAAAAGAGGGAAAAACACACCAACUCAAUUGAAUAUUAAUAGUUGAGGUGGAUUUCAAAUUCCCAUCUUCCUUCUUCCUUCCUCUGACCAACGAGCCUUAUGCAGAGUGCAGUUUCCUUUUUCAUCAAGAAAUAGGGCUCUAUAUUUUUACCGGAUGCCAUCUGCUUCAGUAUUCAUAUUAUUGGCUCAUCAAUUCCAAUCGAAGAAUUUGUAUCCGAUCUGGGUUUUUGCUCAAGGAGUCUAAGAAGGGAUGGUAUUGCCUUUAUUGAAGCUUGGGACGCUUGCUCUCAAGACUAUCAGUAAACCCAUUGCUACUAGGCUCAAGGUUGAGGCUGGAAGACAUCCCAAGUUCCGCAAUUUAAUUGUCAGAAUGGCCCAGUCAAACCAUCGAAUAACAACACAAAUGCAAAGACGAAUCUACGGUCAUGCAACCGACGUUGAAAUUCGACCAUUAAAUGAGGAGAAAGCUGUUCAAGCUGCCGCUGAUCUUCUAGGAGAAAUAUUCGUCUUCACUGUUGCUGGAGUUGCUGUGAUAUUUGAGGUUCAAAGAAGUUCCCGGUCAGAGGCUAAAAAAGAGGAGCUUCGCAGACAAGAAAUGGAGGUAAAUAUUGUCUUCCUGAGGCAACAACACCCCCAACCCCCAAGUUUGUCAUGGAUUAGCUUGGUAUCUGUUUCUAGAACUUGCUGCGGUGACUUGGCAUUAUUCCCUCAAUGUUUAUUAUAUCUGGCAUGUCCAACUUUGUAAUCCGCAGAAUCUUUGGCGUAUGGUAUUGGGAUGUAUAUUUAUAUCGUUAUGGGCGUAGUCAAAUCUGAACAUGUGAUACAUAGGGCAAGCAAUUUUCCCCCUUCCCUCUCUAUGCUAUUUCGGUUGUUCAAAUUGUGGUUUACGGGCUUUACGUAUUCAACAACUACGUCUUGUUCUGUUAUAUGGGCCAGUCACUAAUCAUUUAUAGAGUUUGUUCUGAUAAAACCCACAGAUUAAUGCACUUUUAAAUGUCUCCAUGUCUUUCCUCACACAAUUUAUCUUGAGUGAUUGAAUUUUGGCUUAGAAAGGUUAGAUUUCAACUGUAAAUUUGUGGAUUUUAGGAGAUGAGGCAACGAGAUGAAGACCUGGCACGAGAGGUGGAGCUUUUGAAAAAGAAGCUGCAAGAGCUUGAGCAGCUAGCUCAGAAACGCGGACUUGCUGGUGUUCUUGGCUUUCGAAAUGCUCGUACUGAAGAAAGCAAAGCAGGGGCAUCAUCAUAACAUUGUUUUUUACUAUAUUUCUUCACAAAUAAUGCAUUUCAUUCUGAUUCAUUCUUUUCCUUGAUUUGAUCUCGAGUCAGCAGUUUUGUCAAGUGCUUGUUUUAUGUGUAUAUAUAAGCUGGCCAUUUCAAGGACUUAUCACUGUGCUGAAAGUAAACCUGAAAGACCAGGCCCCCUUUUUCAGUUGUAAGUUUAAGCAUUGUGAUCACAGUUAGCAUCAGGCCGACAGAGAAGAGGAGGAAUGAUGGGGGAAGCCUAUCCAGUUAUUAGGCGUAGGUUUGCCAUGCCCUAUUGAAGAUACUACUGCCGGAACGCUUUAUUUGAAGACCAUGAUGGUGCAAAGACAUUCAGGGCUAUCAUACCCUACCCAACUCAACGGAAGGUGAAGAAUCUUAUUCAAUCUUCACUUCUAAUCAUUUCUGGUCCCGAGUUAUUGGGGUUGAUUUUUUGAAUAAAGGUUGAUUCCACAUAUUGGGUUAUUAGCGGCAAUAACUUGUUUGUGGGUGAAUGAAAUGCCAUUUGGUAGUCAGUUUUGCUCCCAGUUUAUGGUGUGAACGUCUCUGAAGUCUGAAGCCAGUGCCAAAUUACAUACUGCACUUCUUUUAAUCCUGUUUCCUUAACAAUGAUCACACAAUUUGUGUUCCAAGGCUUUAGCUUUUGACUCAUAGGUCCCGAAACAGGGAAAGGUUUGUUUGGAGUUUUCUACUUUAAGAUGUCAACAGAAUCUGUACUGUAAUCCAGUAAAUGCUCCUUUAUCUUCAAAAAGACAUCAAAAUUCACAAAGAUUGGUCUUUGGACGGCAAACUUUGAUGCUCUUUUUUUGCCCACUAUUCCCACCUCAAAGGGGCAUCAAACAUUUGGGAACAGAAUCUCUUUGAUGGUAGUGGGUGUUGUUGCUCUUUAUGCUUUUCUUGCUCUGGUCAUCUUUAUCUCUCUCUCUCUCUCUCGCUUUUUUUUUUUUAUUUUUUUUUUCCCCCCCCAAUCUAAAUGGCCAUUUUCGAAGGGAUAGGUCAGGCUUGUUCAUUCGGCGCUCAACGUCAAAAGAAGCAAAUUUUUUUCAGCAUGGUUUCUCUUUGAAGGAAUUUGGCGAUCUUAAUCAAUUCUGAUUAACACUUUAUAUGAUCUAACUGUCUCCCGAAAUCAUAUACAGUAUCAAGGACUAAACUUCCCAAUAUCUGCUGCUUGGAGAGGCCAAUUUUUUUUUUUUAUUUUCCUUUCUUCCAAGUAUUAUAAUUAAUAAAAAAGGGAACAAGUGCAGUAACUCGAGUUCUUUUUCUAGAAUCUAAUAACUUUGAUCUUCUUCUUUUAUUUUUUCCGAUUAAAAAUUUGUGAAUCUCAAUUCUCAAAUAUAACACGUGAAACCGUGAUGGCAUGAUCCGUAAAAAUACAGAGUUACCUGGUUUCCUAGUUUGACAUCUAAUGUUCUAGACAUAGUAUAGGAAAUUUCACAGAAAACCACCACAUAUUGUACUGUGUGUGUAAUAUUGUUAUGAUAUUAUACAAAUUAUUAUAUGGUUCUUCACAUUUUGACAUGCACGCUCUUUAGUUCUUAUUGUCACCAGUUUUACGUUAAGAUUGUGCUAUUUUGGUCAUUCAUUAGAAUUUUAUUCAUUUAUUGUUAAAUCGACUUUAGGAG
This is a messenger RNA of Oldenlandia corymbosa var. corymbosa, 3014 nucleotides long. The record is from the annotation of a GenBank genome assembly. Lineage: Eukaryota; Viridiplantae; Streptophyta; Magnoliopsida; Gentianales; Rubiaceae.